Messenger RNA from Fusarium fujikuroi IMI 58289, 651 nucleotides. RefSeq lists its product as uncharacterized. Lineage: Eukaryota; Fungi; Ascomycota; Sordariomycetes; Hypocreales; Nectriaceae. The coding region runs from base 1 to 651 and encodes 216 amino acids. The record is from RefSeq and is a predicted model, not a curated record. The transcript has 2 exons.
AUGAAGCACUGGGGACUCUGGGCUACAGAUACCAAGCCACCUGCGGGCCAUCUUUUUCAUGCUACAGACGCUGGCCGGCAAGCCCUUGAUCUGUAUUAUGAAGCCCGCAAGGUUCGCGACCCUUCCAAGUCCAAGACUAUGGUGGUCUGCCUCAAGAUAGUUGAAGCUCCGACGGUGGAAUACUUGAAUCACUACGCUAGUCAAGUUCCCCUGAUGGACCCGUCCUAUCUUCCCGCAGGCGAGGUACAAUGGACCUGCCGUGUAUGGGUUAAGGAAACCCUGAAAAGACUCCAUCAGAACAGCCAAAUCGUCUUACCCGCCCAUGUUGACACCAUCGAAUCGUAUGGCAAAUACACUGCGGACCGUUACCUCUCGUACAUGGGAAACCCUCCAAUCAUCAAUGAUUUGAGUUGGCUCACCAAGGCUCCUGAAACAGAUUCGAGAAACACGCGACAGGCCUAUUAUGGGACUGAACCUAUGCAGACCGAAGUCUAUCGCCAGAAUCCCCAUCAGUAUCAGCCAAGAUACUACGGAGCUAAACCUAUGCAAACGGAGGUCUAUCAGCACAGUUCCACCCAGCAUCAGCCUAGAUCAUAUGGAACUAAGCCCAUGCAGACCGAAACCUACCAGCAGGGUUAUAGCCGAUGGUGA